AUGGACUCAUCGAUCAAAAACGAAUCUCGCAUUGCAUAUUGUAAUGGACGUGCUUGUCCUCUAUGCCAUAAGUGUUUGGAUUGGUAUUUUGAAGCUGAAAAUCAUAGAGAUUGUGAUUAUGAUAACCGUUCCUAUGCUCAUCAUCUUGGUCCUCUUGUUAGUCCACUUUAUCGAUGGCGUCGUCGUGUUGAUGCAACUUGUGGUUAUCGAUCAUACCCUCAUUACGUUCACUAUGCUACUUAUCAUGGGUCUUGUCCUUACAAUUGCCGUCCUUCUGCUCCUCAUCAUUCGCUACUAGCUAUUCAUGAACCUCCUAUAUGUCACUACAAACGCGAGAAUUGA
Messenger RNA from Rotaria sordida, 342 nucleotides. Lineage: Eukaryota; Metazoa; Rotifera; Eurotatoria; Philodinida; Philodinidae. The record is from the annotation of a GenBank genome assembly.